AUAUAAGGAGCAGCUCCUGCCUCUGCUGUACGCCUUCCACCCUUCUUCCCUUCUCUGGAGACUUGGGACCCAGGAAGAACCAUGAAGUGGCUGCUGCUGCUCAGCUUGGUGGCGCUCUCUGAGUGCCUUAUCUACAAGGUUCCGCUUGUCAAAAAGAAGUCCUUGAGGCAGAACCUGCGCGAGAAUGGCCUGCUGGCGGACUUCCUCAAGCAGCAUCCCCGCAACCCAGCCAGCAAGUACUUCCCCAGGGAGGCCGCCACCUUGGCAGCCACAGAGGGCCUGGAGAACUACAUGGAUGAGGAGUACUUCGGCACCAUCAGCAUCGGAACUCCCGCUCAGGAGUUCACCGUCAUCUUUGAUACCGGCUCCUCAAACCUGUGGGUGCCCUCGGUCUACUGCUCCAGUCUCGCCUGCUCCGACCACAACCGCUUCAACCCUGAGGAUUCCUCCACCUACGAGGCCACCAGUGAGUCGGUCUCCAUCACCUAUGGCACCGGCAGCAUGACAGGCGUCCUUGGAUACGACACUGUCAGGGUCGGAGGCAUCGAGGACACCAACCAGAUCUUCGGCCUGAGCGAGUCAGAGCCAAGCUCCUUCCUGUACUAUGCUCCCUUCGACGGCAUCCUGGGUCUCGCCUACCCCAGCAUCUCUGCCUCUGGGGCCACUCCCGUCUUUGACAACAUAUGGGACCAGGGUCUGGUUUCCCAAGACCUCUUCUCUGUCUACCUGAGCUCCGAUGACGAGAGUGGCAGCGUGGUGAUGUUCGGUGGCAUCGAUUCCUCUUACUAUUCUGGAAGCCUGCACUGGGUGCCUGUUUCUGAAGAGGCUUACUGGCAGAUCACUGUGGACAGCAUCACCAUGAAUGGAGAGUCCAUCGCUUGCAGUGGGGGCUGCCAGGCCAUUGUUGACACUGGCACCUCUCUGCUGGCUGGCCCACCCUCUGCCAUUGACAAUAUCCAGAGCUACAUUGGAGCCAGUGAGGACUCCUCUGGUGAGGGGGCGAUCAGCUGCUCAUCCAUCGACAGCCUGCCUGACAUCGUCUUCACCAUCAAUGGCAUUGAGUUUCCUCUGAGUCCCAGUGCCUACAUCCUAGAGGAGGAUGGAAGCUGCAUCAGUGGCUUCGAGGGCAUGGACCUCGACACCAGUAGCGGAGAGCUCUGGAUCCUGGGUGACGUCUUCAUCCGCCAGUACUUUACCGUCUUCGACAGAGCCAACAACCAGAUCGGCCUGGCUCCUGUGGCCUAAGCCUGAGUCUUUCCUGCCACUUUACUGGAAGAUCUGGCCUCAGUUAUCCCCUUCUAGAUGUGCAUGAUUCUCCUGAUUGUUCUUCCUGUGGGAUCAUGGAGGUGGGAUCUUGGCCCUGUUCCCUCUCAUACCAAUAACGUAGAAUAAAAGCACAAUCUUCUGAAACAUG
Equus caballus (horse) is the source of this 1414-nucleotide messenger RNA. RefSeq names its product pepsin A-like. Gene Ontology annotation, biological process: proteolysis. The record is from RefSeq and is a predicted model, not a curated record. NCBI's taxonomy places the organism in Eukaryota, Metazoa, Chordata, Mammalia, Perissodactyla, Equidae. Gene Ontology annotation, molecular function: aspartic-type endopeptidase activity.